AUUUUUUUAUAUAAAUCGCAUGCUAUGUCGACAUGGUACGAUAUUUACCACCAGCUUACUCUACAUCAUCUACAUUUAUAAACACUCUUGACCUCUCCUCACUAUCAUCAUUUACUAUAAACCUUACUUGAUAAGUAUACAUUACACAAAAUGAGUCGACAACCAAACCCAUUCAACAAUGCAAACUUCUGGGACUUUGUUCAGCACUUUGACCCCAAUCAAGCAACUGGCCGGGGAGUAGAUCACCAGACUGAGACUCCAUUUCCCUCUUUCAUGGCGGGUUUCCCCUUUGGUUCGCCAGCUGGCCCUCACCCUCCUCACCAUCCUCAUCCCCAUGGGCAUGGACAUGGUCCACGAGGACCUCCUCCACCCCCUGAGGCUGACGGCUUCGUCUGGGGUCCUUGGUUCUCUGGCGAAGGUGCUCCCGACAGUCGAAUCCGCAAUGAGCAACGCCAGCAGGCAAACGAGACUCAGCAAGCUACCAGCAGUGAAAGUCACGAGUCUGACGAGACCAUGAACGUCCCUGACCCCGAAGAAGUUGCUCCUGAAGAGAAUCAGUGCGGAGCUCGGCCUGAAUGGGCUGGGCGAGGCCGUGGCCGUGGCCGUGGAGGCCCUCGAUGCGGUCGAGGUCGAGGCCGCGGUGGCUUCCCCCACGGUCCUCACCAUGGUUCUCACCAUGGUCCUCAUCACGGCCCUCAUCCUCCCCCUCCCCCCUACGGUGGCCCCUUUGACCUUUCUGGCCUCUUCCGCGGAUGGGGCAAUCAUCCUUUCUUUCGCAACAUGCGCGAGCAGUUCCAAGAGAACCAGAACCAGGAACAAGACACCAAUGACUCAUCCGACUCCUCCUUCAACCCACCUAUCGACAUCUUCAACACCGAGAAGUCAUAUGUCAUUCACGUCGCCCUCCCCGGCGCAAAGAAGGAGGAUAUUGGUGUGAACUGGGAUGCCGACCGCAACCUUCUUAAGAUCGCAGGCGUCGUCCACCGCCCUGGCGAUGAAGCCUUCCUCAGCACUCUCAGCUCUGGCGAGCGCAAGGUCGGCAUGUUUGAACGCAACGUAGCUCUGCCGCCCACGGGAGCAGAUGAGCGCGACGAGGUUGACGGUCUGGGCAUCACCGCCAAGAUGGAGGACGGUGUCUUGGCUAUUACUGUGCCCAAGGCUGAGAAAGAGUGGACUGAGAUCCACAAGAUCGAUAUUGAGUAAGGAUUGGAAAGGUUGGAAAUGAUAUGUUAUGAUAUCCACACUUGUAAUGGAGUUUGGUAGCUGCUAUGGCUUUUGGUCAGUUUCACGAUAAGGUAGUUUUAGCUUCUGGUUUUAAUUUGGGCUCUGUUGGCGCGAAUACCUAAAGUAGGUACGAUAUAUAUAUUUAUUCAGAGGCGGAAAAAGAAAGGAAGAAGAAGAAAAAUAAGAAGAAAAAAAAAUAAAUACAUACAUAUAUUAAUUCAUCAAAAUCUUUAUUUGCG
Molecule: messenger RNA, 1463 nt
Organism: Fusarium oxysporum Fo47
Lineage: Eukaryota; Fungi; Ascomycota; Sordariomycetes; Hypocreales; Nectriaceae
Product: HSP20-like chaperone
Exons: 1
Coding region: 151-1203 (350 amino acids)
Biological process (GO): protein folding; response to hydrogen peroxide; response to salt stress
Source: RefSeq, a predicted model, not a curated record